This is a messenger RNA of Scatophagus argus, 1415 nucleotides long. RefSeq names its product diamine acetyltransferase 1-like. Bases 448 to 957 code for a protein of 169 amino acids. The transcript has 6 exons. Gene Ontology annotation, molecular function: N-acetyltransferase activity. NCBI's taxonomy places the organism in Eukaryota, Metazoa, Chordata, Actinopteri, Scatophagidae. The record is from RefSeq and is a predicted model, not a curated record.
CUGAAGAAAAACUGGUUUAUUGUUAAUAGGUAUGCAUAGGUUUCACAUUCAUUUUCACCCCCGGGUUAUUGUUAUAUUCAGCUUUACAGACCUUCUGAGUUCUGGUUGUUUUUUUCCAGGUCGGGUUAAUAUUUACCUUUUAAACGACAUUCAAAUUACGAACAGCCAUAAACACAAAGAUAAGACGUGGACAGCAGAAGAAAAAAACAAGAUGUAAAGGGUUAUUUGACCAUAUAUGGAUCUUUACCUCAUCCAGGGAUACAUAAAAGCAAAGUUCUCAAAGCUGCUGUUCCACUCUGUGUGAAGCGUCCCAUACAAUUCUAUGUGCUGGUUUUCUAAGUUCUUUGCCGGGGGUUGAACUCCUUAGGUGCGGAUGAAGAAACAAAUUUUGCUUUUAUUCACAUUCAGAGGACUAGUGAGCAAAGGGAAAAAGGGUAAAAAGAGAAAAUGGCCAGUUUUAUAUUACGGAAAGCUGAACCCAGGGAUGUGUCUGAUAUGUUGCGACUCAUAAAGGAACUUGCUAAAUUUGAAGAGAUGGAGGAGAAGGUCGUGCUGAGUGAGAAAGAGCUACUUGAAGAUGGCUUUGGGGAUCACCCAUUCUACCACUGUCUGGUUGCCGAAAUUCCAAAAGAGCAGAGCUCAGGGGAGUACACUGUGAUCGCAUUUGCCAUGUACUACUUCACGUAUGACCCUUGGAUUGGAAAGCUUCUCUACUUGGAAGACUUUUAUGUCAUGCAGGAGUUCCGUGGUCUCGGCAUUGGUUCACAGAUCCUGAAGGCUCUGAGUGAGACGGCAGUGAGGACUCGCUGUAGUGGCAUGCAUUUCAUAGUAGCAGAAAACAACACAAAGUCUAUUGAGUUCUACAAGCGAAGAGGAGCAGCUGAUCUCUCCUCCUCCGAGGGCUGGCGUCUUUUUGAGAUUGAAAAGGAGGACUUGCUGAAAAUGACUGCUAAAUAGAGUUUACUGUAAAGUGACUUGUACUUCUAUUACUUAACUUGAUAGCAAUAAUCCUGUUUUGUCUGGUUAGUGAUUUGGAACAGUCCGAAUGAAUACAUUCAAAAAACACCUGUUACCUUUGAUAGCGAACGAUUUCUGCUGAUUUCACUUAAUCUGGACCCCGUGGUUGGGGACACUAAUAAUAAUUUGCAUCUUUUUGUUCUGAAUUUCUGUAUUUCUUUAUUACCAUUACACUAAAAGUGUAAAAUAAAUAAAGUGUACCUAAGAUUGAACCUUUGCUUGUUGUAAGUUACAAGACAAUAUUUAUCCCCAUGUGCCUUAGAAUCAGUGGUGGAAGUUUUCAAAGAAGUAAAAGGAAGUAAAAGUAGUAAGACCAAACUGUAAAAUACUCGACUAGAAGUAUAAUGAUUGUAUUGAAGUUAAGUUGUGUAAGUUGAAGAAGCAUUAUCCGAUGAAUG